GUGCGGCGAAAGGUUUGCCCGAGUUUGAAAAAUCCGUUGCUCACCAGAUGGCGUGAGUAGGUUGUUGGGCAGGGUCUCAUUAGGAAGGUUGUUCUCAACCGUUUUCAGUUAACAUCAUGAUUUGGACUGGAGAACAUCGUGGAUUCGCUGUGCGCUCUUUUUUGGAAAAUGGCCGUUCAGUCAUUGCGACGCAGAGAGUAAUGCGCUUGCGAUUCCAUAUUCCGCGCCAUGUUUCCGUACCUGAUGGAAAAACAAUCAAACGUUGGGUUUCUUCAUUGGAAGAAACCGGAUCCACAGAGUUGAGUGAACAGACAAAUCUGGGGGAGAUUUGGUUUCAACAAGAUGGAGCAACAGCGCAUACAGCCCGCAUUUCUAUGGCGAAACUGAGGCAAAUGUUCCCUACUCGACUCGUCUCUCUGAGGGGUGAUUUGGGGUGGCCAGCAAGAUCGCCCGAUUUGAGCAUUUGUGACUUUUUCUUGUGGGGGUAUCUGAAAGAAAAAGUCUUCAAGCAUCGUCCCCAUACCCUACAAGAACUGAAAAGGAGAAUCAUCGAAGAGGUGAACGCCAUUCCGAUUCAGAUGUGCCAAAACGCAGCCCGAAGCUUCCAAAAUCGGCUACAUCAGUGCAUUGCUACUGGAGGCCGCCAUCUUGCAGAUAUCGUUUUUAAACGUUAAUGUAAAAAAACUGUUUGAAGUACCAAAGGUAAUAAAAAAAUUUCCAAUCCUCU
Molecule: messenger RNA, 727 nt
Organism: Dinoponera quadriceps
Lineage: Eukaryota; Metazoa; Arthropoda; Insecta; Hymenoptera; Formicidae
Exons: 2
Coding region: 117-674 (185 amino acids)
Molecular function (GO): nucleic acid binding
Source: RefSeq, a predicted model, not a curated record